Molecule: messenger RNA, 2799 nt
Organism: Fundulus heteroclitus (mummichog)
Lineage: Eukaryota; Metazoa; Chordata; Actinopteri; Cyprinodontiformes; Fundulidae
Gene: msl1b
Product: MSL complex subunit 1b
Exons: 9
Coding region: 330-1913 (527 amino acids)
Cellular component (GO): MSL complex
Source: RefSeq, a predicted model, not a curated record
CGUUCGCUUGUGUAAAAGCUGCCGGCUAACGUUAGCCAAGCUAGCUGGCUGUUAUUGUUUUUCAUGAGAACCAAAAUGGAGGAGCUGGCUGCUGCUGCCUGUGUCCUCCAGAGCCACUCCCGAGUCCUUGUUGGAAGCCCCCCCGCUGUAAAAUGUCUGCCCGGCUGCAGAAAUGAGAGCUUAUAUUCCGCCUGAAGGAAAUAGCUCGUUUCCGCCUUGGUUGUAUCGCUGUCCUAAUACAGCUAAGCGUGAAUUUCAAACCUGCGGCUGCGUCCACAUGGGGAGUCGGUGUGGCGCCGCAGGAUGAAGAAGUGGUCGUGUUGUUCGCCAUGACUCUGAGAUCCAAACAGUUUCCACAACCGGGAUUCAAACGUAAAGGUGACACGGAAGACUUCGGGGUCAACACGGUGAGCCCCGUGAGCGUCAAGAGCGAGCCCUGCGACUUGGCCGUGGACGCUCAGGACGCGCGCCGGGGCCAGAUCCCAAGCAGAUCCAAGGACUUAGACCGGACUUUCAUGACCAGCAAAGUUGCCCUCGCCGCCACAGCUCCAGAAACGCUUCGCGGGGACAAACCGGCGGGGAUAACGUCCCCUGUCAGACCAAUGGGGGGUGAGGGAACCCCGGUGAAAGGUAAACCCCUCUCCGUUGACAGCAUGGAUAACCCACAGAUGGCGGUGAACAAUAACCCCAAGGACGCCGGUGCCGACGACGGCGCAAAGGGGGUCGUCCCCGGGGUCCUGGGCACCGCUUCCAUCGAGCUCUCGUCUGAAGGGAAGUGGAGGAACAUCAGGAAGACCCCGGCGAGUCCUCACGCGCAGGCCAACUGCCUCCGACAGAUCCUCCUCCUGCAGCUGGACCUCAUAGAGCAGCAGCAGCAACAGCUGCAGACCAAGGACAAGGAGAUCGACGAGCUCAAGAACGACAAGGAGACGUUGCUCGCCCGCAUUGAGCGCAUGGAGCGUCGCCUCCAGCUCACACGGAAGGACACCCCCCGGGAUAAGCGCCUGUUUCAGCCCCUGGAGCCGUGGACUCCCGACAAAGAGGACAUGUGGGACCUGGACGUCGAGGAGAGUCCUCAGCCCAACGCCGCCACUCCUCUCCCGUUCAGCCGGGGUGGCAAAGGUCAAAAAAGGAAGUCUUGCUUCGGCGACGCAAAGGUUCAGAAGCCCCGGGGCAAAAGCGCAAAGCUCAGCCCCCAGAAGUGUGAGCCGGAGCCCGGCUCCCCCAGCCAAAGAGAGCUGCGCAGUAAGGAGACCCCAGAGAAGUCUGCGCCAGCCAGGUCUGGUGCAGAAAGGGACGCUUUGCUCCCCUGCAAAGAGGAGCCCGAGUUGAGCUGCCAGAUGGAGGAUCUGCCCUUCAUGUCAACCACAGAGAUGUAUCUGUGUUGCUGGAACCAGCCUCCUCUGUCCCCUCUCCGUGAGACUUCCCCUAAAAAGGAGGAAGAGGUGGCCAGUGAGUGGACUCCUCAUGUAGUACAUGAUAUGCUGAUUGUUUUUCCCUCUUGGAGGGAAAACCACAUUGAGCCUUUGGACGAGGACGGCUGUAAUCUCCCUGAGCCGCUGGAUGACGGCGCCUUUCAGAAACGCCACGCGAAGCUGGAGCUGGACGAGAAGAGGAGGAAAAGAUGGGAUAUCCAGCGAAUCAGAGAGCAGCGCAUGUUCCAGCGUCUGCAGCAGCGCAUGAACAGGAAGAAGAUCGUCCAGGAGACCGAGCCCGAGCUGUCGUCCUUCUACCCCGACACCGAAGACGUUGAGGCUAUAGUGAUCACUCCGUUCUUACCUGUGGUGGCGUUUGGUCGGCCGCUACCCAGACUCUCCCAGCAGAACUUCGAGCUGCCCUGGCUGGACGAACGAAGCCGAUGCCGCAUCGAGGUGCCCAAGAAACACACGCCUCACCGAACCUGUCGGAAGUGAACGCCAGACCGCGGUGACAGCAGGGCGCUGGUCCUCCACGCCUGAACUAAAAAAAAAAAAUAGAAAAACAGCUUACAGUUCAGGGUGGGGCAGCCAGUCGGUCGGGGUGUGAGCAACUGCUGUCGUUUUUCAGUCUGUGGGGGCAUGAAACCACAGAGCAGCUAAUGUCCUGCAGGAAACAGAGGAAAAAAAAACGAGGCAGGUAUAAAGUCAACAUCUUCGCAGUCGUCCAUCCAGGAGUUCAGAGCAUGUUUUUGUUCAAGCCGCAAGAAAUCUGUUCUUACCGCUCACGGUCGGCGUUUCAGUCCGUUUUAACGCGUAAUGUUCUGACGAGGCGGAAGCAUGUUGGGGCGAAAUAUUUGUCAUCCCUUUACGCCAAGAGGAGCUUAAAUUCUUCAUCACAAGCUAUACAGCCACGUUGUUCUUGCCGUGCGUAGCUUUCCUCCUCGCCUAAGCGUGGGAGGAGGAGGAGGAGGAGGGGGGAGGAAGAGUCGAAACUCGACUGUACCGUGCUGUGUGUUGCUCUUAUUGUUUGCACAGAACCUUAAUAAGAUUUUAUCAAUGUUAACUGUGAUACGAGAGUUUUGAACCAGCAUGACCGCAUAUAUUUAAAAAAAAAAAAAAAAAACAAUCUCAGUACUCUAGCCAGUUCAGCGCCCAGGAACGGGUUGUUUUGUUGGAGAGGUUUCGCUCAUUAGAAUAAAAGAUGUGGGAGACGACACGCUUGGCUUUAAACUCGGAAAUCUCUUCCCUGUUUUUUUUGUUUUUUUGUUGUUUUUUUUCAUGUGAGCUGCAUGGACUGUUUACCUGUUGCAAAAAGAAGACGGCAGCAUGGCUACAGCUCAAGAAGAUCAUUUUCUUCUCGCUCGGUUACUAAAACUACUAC